This is a messenger RNA of Frieseomelitta varia, 9894 nucleotides long. RefSeq names its product spectrin beta chain (gene beta-Spec). NCBI's taxonomy places the organism in Eukaryota, Metazoa, Arthropoda, Insecta, Hymenoptera, Apidae. Bases 195 to 7397 code for a protein of 2400 amino acids. The record is from RefSeq and is a predicted model, not a curated record. Gene Ontology annotation, biological process: actin cytoskeleton organization; neuron development. Gene Ontology annotation, cellular component: cortical actin cytoskeleton; spectrin; plasma membrane. The transcript is spliced from 13 exons. Gene Ontology annotation, molecular function: structural constituent of cytoskeleton; phospholipid binding; actin filament binding.
GUAUGCGCUCAGUCAGUUGCGCGCCGGUCGAGUGUGUGGAUGGGUUUGUGUGGAUCGUUAUCGGUGGUUUUUGGUGUACAUUGGCUGGUUUUUAUGCAAGUACUGGGAUAAAACGUUGUCGCAGGGUAUCCUCACGAGAAGGAACGCCCUUUCGAAGGGUAAGAUAGAAGUGAGUUGUUGGUCCGAUUGACAAAAUGACGACCGACAUCUCGGUGGUACGCGGUGGUUGGGACCCCACGCUACAACAAGAGAUUGUCGAUGAGUACGAAUACGACGGAGGAAACUCGAGUUCGAGACUUUUCGAACGUUCACGGAUCAAAGCUUUGGCUGGUGAACGUGAAUUGGUACAAAAGAAGACUUUCCAAAAAUGGGUGAAUUCCCAUUUAGUUCGGUGUUCCUGCCGAAUCGGCGAUCUGUACGUCGACCUUCGAGACGGAAAGAUGCUUAUCAAGCUUCUCGAGAUUCUCUCCGGAGAACGUUUACCACGACCUACAAAAGGGAAAAUGCGAAUCCAUUGUCUGGAGAACGUCGAUAAAGCGCUGCAAUUCCUUCGCGAGCAACGGGUGCACUUGGAGAACAUGGGAUCGCACGACAUUGUCGAUGGGAACCCUCGUUUGAGCCUGGGCCUUAUAUGGACCAUCAUCCUGCGGUUCCAAAUACAAGACAUCACCAUCGAGGAAACCGACAAUCAAGAAACGAAAUCAGCGAAAGACGCUCUGCUCCUCUGGUGUCAAAUGAAAACCGCUGGCUAUCACAACGUAAACGUGCGAAAUUUCACCACAUCUUGGCGCGAUGGAUUGGCCUUUAACGCCAUCAUCCACAAACACCGUCCAGAUUUGAUACAGUUCGAGAAACUCUCCAAGUCUAACGCUAUUUACAAUUUAAAUAAUGCAUUUAACGUGGCAGAGGACAAGCUUGGUCUCACGAAGCUUCUAGACGCUGAGGAUAUAUUCGUCGAUCAUCCUGAUGAGAAAUCAAUCAUUACUUACGUAGUUACAUAUUACCAUUACUUCUCCAAGAUGAAGCAGGAGACCGUGCAAGGUAAACGAAUAGGCAAAGUAGUUGGCAUUGCCAUGGAGAACGACCGUAUGAUUCACGAGUACGAAAGUCUGACUAGCGACUUACUAAGAUGGAUAGAAGGCACCAUAAAAGCUUUGGGUGAUCGUCGGUUUGCUAACUCGUUGGUAGGAGUCCAGUCUCAGCUCUCCCAAUUCUCUAACUAUCGUACCGUAGAGAAACCCCCGAAGUUUGUCGAGAAGGGCAAUUUGGAAGUGUUGUUGUUUACUUUGCAAUCGAAGAUGCGAGCCAAUAAUCAAAAACCGUACACGCCGAAGGAGGGUAAGAUGAUCUCGGAUAUUAACAAGGCGUGGGAGAGAUUGGAAAAAGCGGAGCACGAGCGUGAAUUGGCUCUCCGUGAAGAAUUGAUUCGUCAGGAGAAACUGGAGCAGCUGGCAGCGAGAUUCAAUCGAAAGGCUAGCAUGAGGGAAACCUGGUUGUCCGAGAAUCAACGUUUGGUUUCUCAGGACAACUUCGGUUUCGAUCUAGCCGCCGUGGAAGCCGCGGCCAAGAAACACGAGGCCAUCGAGACAGACAUUUUCGCCUACGAAGAACGAGUCCAAGCUGUCAUGGCUGUUUCACAGGAAUUAGAAGCUGAAAACUACCACGAUAUCGAACGUAUUAAUGCCCGCAAAGACAACGUUCUUAGAUUGUGGAAUUAUCUAUUGGAAUUACUUCGUGCUAGAAGGAUGAGAUUAGAACUGUCUCUACAACUUCAACAGAACUUCCAGGAGAUGCUGUAUAUCUUGGACAGUAUGGAGGAGAUAAAAAUGCGCUUGUUGACCGACGAUUAUGGCAAACAUUUGAUGGGCGUUGAGGAUUUAUUGCAGAAGCAUUCUUUGGUAGAAGCUGAUAUCAAUGUCUUGGGUGAAAGAGUCAAAGCUGUUGUUCAGCAGAGUCAGAGAUUCUUGGAACACGGAGAAGGUUACCGACCGUGUGAUCCAACCACUAUCGUUGAACGCGUACAACAGCUCGAGGAUGCUUAUGCCGAAUUGGUACGGUUGGCUGUUGAACGUAGAGCCAGAUUGGAGGAGUCGCGUAAACUGUGGCAGUUCUACUGGGACAUGGCUGACGAGGAGAAUUGGAUAAAGGAGAAGGAACAGAUUGUAUCGACUGGGGACAUUGGCCACGAUUUGACAACUAUAAACUUGCUAUUGUCCAAGCAUAAAGCAUUGGAGAACGAGAUUCAGUCUCACGAACCACAGCUGAUGUCUGUGGCCGCUGUCGGAGACGAAUUAGUUCGUCAGAAACACUUUGGUUCUGAUAGGAUUCAAGAAAGACUACAAGAAAUUCUGGGAAUGUGGAAUCAUCUCUUGGAUCUGGCUGCUUUCAGAAGGAAGCGUUUAGAGGAGGCUGUAGACUAUCAUCAACUCUUUGCCGAUGCAGAUGACAUUGAUAUUUGGAUGCUGGACACUUUGCGACUCGUCUCGUCAGAAGACGUUGGCAGAGAUGAAGCCAAUGUCCAGUCGUUGCUGAAGAAACAUAAAGACGUGACGGACGAGCUUAAAAACUAUGCUGCUACUAUCGACCAGCUUCAUCAACAAGCAUCCUCUCUUGGUGAACAGGAUGCCAAAUCGCCAGAAGUACUGGAGAGAUUAGCAUCCAUAGAUUCCAGAUACAAGGAACUUAUGGAACUCGCGAAGCUUCGCAAACAGCGAUUGUUAGACGCAUUAUCGUUGUACAAGUUGUUCAGUGAAUCAGACGGAGUGGAGCAAUGGAUCGGCGAGAAGAAUCGGAUGUUGGAGACUAUGGUACCAGCCAAGGAUAUCGAAGACGUCGAGAUUAUGAAGCAUAGAUACAACGGCUUCGAGAAAGAGAUGUAUGCCAACGCUUCGCGAGUUGCUGUAGUCAAUCAACUCGCAAGACAAUUGUUACACGUUGAACAUCCUAAUUCCGAGCAGAUCGUGGCACGCCAGAACGAAUUGAACCAGAAAUGGGCCGAGCUCCGUGAGAAAGCAGAGAAUAAGCGUGAGGAAUUGAACUCUGCUCACGGUGUGCAGACCUUCCACAUCGAAUGUCGCGAGACAGUAUCCUGGAUCGAGGAUAAGAAACGUAUUCUACAACAGACGGACAGUUUAGAGAUGGAUCUGACCGGAGUCAUGACUUUGCAGCGUCGAUUAAGCGGAAUGGAGCGCGAUUUGGCAGCCAUUCAGGCGAAAUUGGACGCGUUGGAGAUGGAGGCUCAGAACAUCCAACAACAGAACCUGGAAGAUCCUGAGGUGAUCAAGGGAAGAAUCGAUCAAAUUCACACCAUCUGGGAGCAGUUGACGCAGAUGUUGAAGGAGCGCGACGCAAAAUUGGAAGAGGCAGGUGAUCUUCACAGAUUCCUCAGAGAUUUGGAUCACUUCCAAGCUUGGUUGACCAAAACGCAAACUGACGUGGCCAGCGAAGAUACUCCAACCACUUUGGCCGAUGCUGAGAAACUCCUGACACAACACCAAAACAUUAAGGAAGAAAUUGAUAAUUAUACCGAUGACUACCAGAAGAUGAUGGAGUAUGGUGAAAGAUUAACCAGUGAAGCUGGCGAUGGCGAUACGCAGUACAUGUUCCUCAGGGAGAGACUGAAUGCCUUGAAGAUGGGCUGGGAGGAGUUACACCAGAUGUGGGUCAACAGGAAGAUCUUACUGUCCAAUUCUCUUAAUCUGCAGAUCUUCGAUCGCGACGCUCGCCAGGCAGAAGUGCUUUUGUCCCAGCAAGAGCACAUUCUGGCCAAGGAUGAAACACCAGCGAAUUUCGAGCAGGCGGAGCACAUGAUCAAGCGACACGAGGCGUUCAUGACUACGAUGGACGCGAACGACGAGAAGAUCAACUCCGUGGUACAGUUUGCCGGACGACUUGUCGACGAGGGUCACUUCGCGGCAGACAAAGUCAAGAAGAAGGCAGAGAGCAUCAACGAGCGUCGUCGUGUAAACCGAGAGAAGGCGAACCAAUAUAUGGAGAAGCUCAAGGAUCAGUUGCAGUUGCAGAUGUUCUUACAAGACUGCGAGGAGCUGGGCGAGUGGGUUCAGGAGAAACAUAUCACCGCUCAAGAUGAGACUUAUAGAAGCGCCAAGACGGUGCAUAGUAAAUGGACAAGACAUCAAGCGUUUGAGGCUGAAAUCGCAAGUAACAAGGAUCGUUUGCAGCAAUUGCAACAGGCUGCUGAAGAAUUGAUUCAACAGAAGCCGGAUCUGGCUGAGAUCAUUAAGCCUAAAGUGGCAGAAUUGGCUGACCAAUUCGAAGAACUUGAAACCACUACUCACGACAAAGGUGAACGCCUGUUCGACGCGAAUCGUGAAGUCCUUAUUCAUCAGACUUGCGACGAUAUUGAUUCUUGGAUGAAUGAACUGGAGAAACAGAUUGAAAGCACGGAUACUGGUUCUGAUCUGGCGUCAGUGAAUAUCUUGAUGCAGAAACAACAGAUGAUUGAAACACAGAUGGCCGUGAAAGCGAGACAGGUUACGGAGUUGGACAAACAGGCUGAACACUUGCAGCGUACGGUGCCCGAAGACAAGAUGGAAGAGAUCAAAUGCAAAAAGGAGAAGGUUGCACAGAGAUUCGCUCAACUCAAAGCACCAUUGAUCGAUCGUCAACGUCACUUAGAGAAGAAGAAGGAAGCCUUCCAAUUCAGACGCGACGUGGAGGAUGAGAAACUCUGGAUCGCCGAGAAGAUGCCUCAGGCAACCAGUACAGAGUAUGGAAACUCGUUGUUCAAUGUGCACAUGCUAAAGAAGAAGAACCAGUCUCUGCGUACUGAAAUCGACAACCACGAGCCCAGAAUCAAUUUGGUGUGCAACAACGGUCAGAAACUCAUAAACGAAGGUCACGAGGACAGUUCUGAAUUCCAGAAAUUGAUAUCCGAGUUAACGGAGAAAUGGAAGGAGUUGAAGCAUGCUGUAGAUGAUAGGAACAAGCAUCUCUUGCAAAACGAGAAAGCACAGCAGUACUUCUUCGACGCGACAGAAGCGGAAUCUUGGAUGAGUGAACAGGAACUGUACAUGAUGGUAGAAGAUCGCGGCAAGGACGAAAUUUCUGCCCAGAAUUUGAUGAAGAAGCACGAGUCUUUGGAACAUGCUGUAGAAGAUUAUGCAGAGACUAUUCGCCAGCUUGGAGAAACCGCCAGGCAGCUCAUUAACGAUCAACAUCCUCUUGCUGACCAGAUUGCCGUUAAACAAUCACAAGUGGAUAAAUUGUACGCUGGCCUGAAAGAUCUUGCUGGUGAACGUCGAGCUAAACUAGACGAAGCUCUUCAACUGUUUAUGCUGAACAGAGAAGUGGAUGACCUCGAGCAGUGGAUUGCAGAGAGAGAACUGGUAGCUGGAAGCCAUGAAUUAGGUCAGGAUUAUGAUCACGUGACGCUUCUUUGGGAAAGAUUCAAGGAGUUUGCUCGCGACACCGAGGCGAUAGGUUCAGAGAGAGUGGCCGCAGUGAACGAAAUUGCAGAUUCUCUAAUAGCAACUGGCCAUUCUGAUGCUGCUACAAUCGCAGAAUGGAAAGAUGGUUUGAACGAGGUAUGGCAAGAUCUAUUAGAAUUAAUCGAAACUCGUACGCAGAUGCUACAAGCUAGCCGAGAACUGCACAAGUUCUUCCACGAUUGUAAAGACGUGCUUGGAAGAAUCUUGGAGAAACAGAACGCCAUGUCUGACGAGUUAGGUCGUGACGCUGGCUCGGUUUCAGCUCUCCAACGGAAACAUGGCAACUUCAUGCAGGAUUUGUCCACGUUGCAGAGUCAGGUAUCGCAGAUACAAGAGGAAUCUGCUAAGUUACAGGCCAGCUACGCUGGAGACAAGGCUAGAGAAAUUACUAAUCGUGAAGGAGAGGUAGUUGCUGCUUGGAAUAACCUUCAGUCGCUUUGCGAUGCUAGAAGAACUAAAUUGGAGGAUACCGGUGACCUGUUCCGAUUCUUCAACAUGGUUAGGACUCUUAUGAUUUGGAUGGAUGAUGUAGUUCGCCAAAUGAACACUUCGGAGAAACCUCGCGAUGUUGCUGGAGUGGAAUUGCUAAUGAACAACCAUCAAAGUUUGAAAGCUGAAAUAGAUGCCAGGGAGGACAAUCUGAUGGCGUGCAUCAAUCUGGGAAAGGAUUUGUUAGCUAGGAACCAUUAUGCUAGCAGCCAGAUCAAGGAAAAAUUGGCAGCUUUAACUGAUCACAGAAACGCGUUGCUUCAUAGAUGGGAGGAACGUUGGGAGAAUCUACAACUCAUUUUGGAGGUGUACCAGUUCGCAAGAGAUGCGGCGGUUGCUGAAGCAUGGUUGAUCGCCCAAGAACCAUAUCUUAUGAGUCAAGAACUUGGUCACACGAUCGACGAAGUUGAGAACUUGAUUAAGAAACACGAAGCAUUUGAAAAAUCGGCAGCUGCUCAGGAAGAAAGGUUCAGUGCCUUGCAUCGACUCACUACGUUUGAGUUGAAGGAAAUGAAGAGGAGAGAACAGGAACGAGAAGAAGAGGAGAGACGCAAAAAGGAAGAGGCCGCUGCAGCCGAGGCAGCUCGAUUAGCUAAAGCAACACCAGUGACUAGCCCAGACGAACCACCGAGCGAAAGAGCCGAAGCGGAAGGUGUACCAACUGGAGAACGUCCCGCUGGAGAAGAUGAGUCACAUGUGGCACAUCGCAAGGCUUCUACACGUACACCACAGCCUCAAGAUAAGCCCAAGGAAGUGCAUGUUCAGAAACCUGCACGUCAGUCCAUGCGAGGAGAAGCAACACCAUCUGCCACUCCCUUGAAACCUCCAGGCCUAUCUAGUCCAACAACUCCGAAAGGUGGAAGCGGUUCCGAGUCUGGUACUUUAAGACGUAAGGAACGUAGUCGCAGCAAGUCGCCGUUCAGGAGCUUCCGCUGGAGGAAGUCCGCCAAGUCGCCGAGUUUAGAUCGAAGUGGCGUGAGUGAUGAUGAGCGCAGCAUUUCCGAACAACGAAGUCCCACCGACGAUGAAUUCGAGGGCGUGUUGCAACGAAAGCACGAAUGGGAGAGCACAACGAAGAAGGCGUCGAAUCGAUCCUGGCACAAGGUCUACAUGGUCGUUCGUGGACAGAGCUUGUUUGUAUAUACGGACCAAAAAUCAUACAAGGCAGCGCCUGAUCAACCGUACAAGGGAGAGUCUCCUCUAGAUCUCAGAGGAGCGACUAUUACCGUGGCGAGCGAUUAUACUAAGAAGAAACAUGUCUUCCGAGUAAAGUCACAAAGCGGAUCAGACUUCCUAUUCCAGGCUAAAGACGAUGCUGAAAUGAAUGAGUGGGUUACUGUGUUGAACCAAGCGGCACAGGGUACAUCAGGUGCGGGCACGUCCAGAGCGCAUACUUUACCUGCGCCUACACAAGCCGAGACCAAGCGGCGUAGUUUCUUCACUCUCAAGAAAAACUAAACUGGAGCAGUGAAGUUCAGUAUAAGCCGCUCAGCACAACACACACAGUUUAAAAGAAAUGUUUCGUCGCUCUACGUGGUUAACAAUAAAUAAAAAGAAAGCAACAAGAUUAUAAGAAUUAGGAGACAUACACGCGGACAUGGUGUUUGAAAAAAAAAGAAAGAAAAUUGAAGGAAGACUCAACUUACUAUAAGACCUGCGUUGGUUUUACAAAACACGCCUAUCAUCUUCGAUAAUUCGUCACGGAGAAAAAGAAAACUAAUAGAAAAUAUUUAAGCAGCUGUCUGUAUGUGUCUAAAACAUUUCACUCGCGUAUAGGCCAUUUGAAGUCUCUAAUUGCGUUUUUUUUAGUUUCUUCAAGGAAUUUUCGGACACUUUGCAAUAUAUCGCUAGUUGAGAAAGUGACUCACACAUAUAUACACACACAUUCGAUAAUGUCCCACGUUAGCGUGAUCGAGUUACUUGAACAUGGAUAUUGAUUGUCAAAAUUAAUUGCCCAUCUUUCUCGCAUAUUUGUAUGGUAAUACGAUAGUCAAAACUGUUAAUGGUAAACUCGAUGGUAUAAGUUGGAUUUUGUAAUUUAAUAUGUGGCGUAUUUUGCGUUUGAUAUCGUUUUACAAUGUCAUCAAGACGAUCCUUUAUUUUUUUUUUAAAUUUUUAAGCGAUAUAUCAUGUUGCUGCAAAGGCUUUAUAUAUAUUGUAAGUCAAAUAAGAAUUCAAUUCUAAAUUAAUUCAUACUGUUCAAGAUAAACCAGAAGAUCACAUUUUGAAACGAUGACUCGUAACGAAUUGAAUAUCAGACGUGAAAUGUGACUUGAUAAAGUAAUUUUUUUAUUUUGAACAGUAUGUGUUUGCUAACAUUACUUCGGACGAUUUUCUAUGUUUCUACAAAUCGCAUGAAUGCCAACUCGAGAAGCAAUGCCUUAUAAGAUAUACUCUCGUUUAAUUGAAAACUAUCUUCUAGCUCUUUUUAUAUUACAUAGAUUAAAAUUACAUAGCGGCUUAGAGAGAGCGUUAAUGUUUCCAUUUUAGAAGGAACUCUUAUCGGAGCUUAUGCAGUAACUUGAUAUGCAUUGUUAAUGCUGUCCUAAGAAGCAAAGAAGCGUUGUUUUUUUUAAUUCACGAUCUAUCUUGUUUUAUUUAUUGUAAGCAGCUCAAUCGAUGCACGUGUUCAUUUAUAAGAUCUAUACACACGUAUAUAUUUCUUGUCUCAUCCAGCACUUCUUUUUUUAAUUUCGCGUUUCUCCGCAAACAGUUCGUUUGCGUUUCGAUGACUGCCAUAUAUAUAUAUAUAUUUUUAAGCGGCACACUAACUUGGGACAUAAUAUAUAUAAAUAUAUAAAUAAAUAUAAAUAUUAUAUAUAAAUAUAAAUAUAAAUUAGCUUUUAAAAAAUUGUUAAAUAUAUGCUACGUCCUGAGGGAAUACGCAUUGGAGGAUUAUAAAAAAAAAAAAAAGAAAGAAAGAAAGAAAGAAAGAAAUGGAACACACAUUGUGUAAUAAUUUAAAGAGUUUCCUCUUAUAUACGAUCCCAAAAUAUCACGAGAUUCUACGGAAUUAAAAAGAGAAAGAAAGAAAGAAGAGAUAAUAUUUAAUUGUUCUUUAUAGACAUUUCUGCGUGUGCGAUGCAGUUUUUAUCAAGCGGCUUUUAUCAACGAGAAGGAUCAAGAGUGAUAUCGAUUCCAUUUGAAGUGUCUUGCUUGAUACCAACUGGCAUCAUGUUCACGUUGCAAUUCACGCGAUUGUUAACUUUCGUACUCUUUAUUCUUUUUUUUUUGUCUUAUUUUUUGAUAUUUAAAAAUAUUUAUCAUGUUCGUUUUUCUGUUUCGUAUAAUAUAAGGACGGUUUAAGGUUGAAACUUAAGAAUUAUUUUUUCAGUUGAAACUUAAGAACCAUGUUUUUAGUUGAAACUUAAGAACCAUGUUUUCGAUCAUUUUUUUUCAGUAACGAUUAUUUAAGAACUAUCCAUUUUUAUAAGAAGUUUGUUUUUUUUUUGUUCGUAUAUUGUCCAAUUACAAUGCGACUCGUUUCGAUUGACUUGUUCCAUUUAUUCUUGGAAUGCACUUUUUCUUAACAUGAUGUAUGACAUAUUUUUCUCGAUGAAAUCUCUGAGUAGCACAUGUUGGGGAUACGUUUGUAAAACGUUUCAUCUUUUUUACUAUAUAUUGUACACGCUUCACUAAUUUGUACAUACGAUCAUGAGUAACGCAGUAUACGCCUAGACAUGAAGACAAAAUACAAUAAUUAAUGAUCUUAAUCAAAAGAAAGAAAAAAAAAAAAAACAAUGAAAUGGAUGACACCGUUCGCUUUUUUCUAGUUUAAUGCAUGUGCAUUUAGUGGAUAUUUUUUAAACUAUUCAGAGUCGCAUUGCUACACUACACACAACUUAAUAUUUCAUAGCUAUGUGUUUUAUAUAUAAAUAUAAAUAUAUAUAUAAAUAUAAAUAUGAGAUCAUGAAGGGCAGUAAAUUAUAAGAAAUAAAAAUGAUUAUAGAAAAUA